Cryptococcus deneoformans JEC21 is the source of this 1360-nucleotide messenger RNA. RefSeq lists its product as hypothetical. Lineage: Eukaryota; Fungi; Basidiomycota; Tremellomycetes; Tremellales; Cryptococcaceae. Gene Ontology annotation, molecular function: coenzyme A diphosphatase activity; acetyl-CoA hydrolase activity. The coding region runs from base 123 to 1061 and encodes 312 amino acids. Gene Ontology annotation, biological process: coenzyme A catabolic process. The record is from RefSeq and is a predicted model, not a curated record. The transcript has 8 exons.
AGAUUAUUAUGACAACAAUAAAUAGAUGAGCGGAUCACGCACGGCACGUCAAUUAUAACGCUUGACACUGCUUAAAAUCGCAACUUCAUCUUAUCCCACCAAUCCCGGCCUCAAUCUUCACCAUGACUUUUCUCCCAGCUUCCUUGGAGCAUUGUCUUCCGCCCCUCAAACCAGAAUCUCUCCAAUGCAUCUACCAUUUGCUUUCAUACUCACCUCCUGAAAUCAAAAGAAGAUUACCUCUGAGACGAUGUGCUGCUGUGGCCGUCAUCUUAUUCGUGGGCCGACUAGGAGACCUUUAUGUGCUCCUGUCAACGAGAGCAGGCAAUAUGCGAACGUUCGCUCAUGAUACCGCCUUACCGGGUGGUAAGUAUGAACCAGGAGACAUAGAUGCUGAAGGUACAGCCAGAAGAGAGGCGUAUGAAGAGGUUGGGCUGCCUAAUGACCGAAAUAAAGUUCGCAAGCUCUGUAUACUCGACUCUUUUCUGACCGGUAACUCACUCAUUGUCACUCCUGUUAUCCUCCUGAUUACGGAUUAUACCUUGACGCCACUCCUUAACCCCGCUGAAGUUUCCCUUUUGUUUUCCAUGCCGCUAGCAUCAUUCCUACAUUCUCGACCUUCCAAGAUACCGUCGUUCCAGUACAGUAUAUUCCAUCGUCUUGCUUCAAUACCCCCCGGAACAAUCGAGUCCAUUCCACCGCCUCCGCCGAUUGCGUACGCGGAAGAUGAAGGUCAUGUCAGUUGGAAGGAGGGGAAGUUCUAUGGAUAUCGAGACGUCAAAUGGGGCGAGGGCAUGGUAAGAAUGCAUAGAUUCUUGACUGGAAGGGAAUCAAAUGGAGUAAAGCCGGUGUAUGGGCUCACAGCGGCUAUACUUAUCAAGACGGCAACAGUGGCCUAUAAUCGUUUUUCAGACUUCCCCGUAAUGGCGCCUGGACAGAGAAGUAUGGAAGAACGGAUAGAGUUUGAGAUACGGCAUGUUCAGAGUCCUUUGCGUAGGGCGCUCGAGGCGGAAGAGUUGUGUAAUGAAUGGCGGGAAGAUGGAGAAAUGAAGGCAAAGCUUUGAUUGUGACAAGCAAAGAGCGAUGUUAUCUCGUGUUGCGGCCUGUAUCUUCUUUUAUCAGAGAGCACGAACUGCCUGAUAUUUGAUGGGCUGCAUGGUUCCACAACAUGUGACGCUCGACGUGAUAGAAGGUUGUUUCUUGUCCCAGGAGCAGUUUUCAUAUGCGACUAUCAUCUGCGGACCCCUAAUGGUGCUCAAAAGGUACGUCUUGGUAAUAUGUAUUGUCUAUUCAUGAUUGCCCAAAAACUGGAAACCCGGAAAUCAAAGAAAGAGACGGACGACAAUGCUGUUAUAAAAUAUGA